Molecule: messenger RNA, 753 nt
Organism: Arctia plantaginis
Lineage: Eukaryota; Metazoa; Arthropoda; Insecta; Lepidoptera; Erebidae
Source: the annotation of a GenBank genome assembly
AUGACUACCCUCGGUUUCUUAGUUACGUACUUCUGGCGUCACACAUUUGCGUUUGCAAGAGUCUACUCUACAAUUAAAAAUACAUUUGUUAAUCAUACAGAAGUUUGGAAACAAGAAGAUAGACCUGUUACAACACCUAUGUCUAGGAAACAGGGUGAAGAUAUUAUAUGUGGAGUAGAUUCUUUUGAAAAAAACUAUUAUGAUUGUAAUGCUGAAAAUCAAGAACAUUAUAAAUCAAAAGGCAAUUAUGAUGACCAAGUUAAUAUUGACUAUUUUGAAGAUACGACUGAAAAUGAUUAUAUGGGACUUGCAGAAAGUGUAACUGAAAAUUAUUUUAUAGCACUAGCAGAAAACAUAACCACAACGGAAUUCCCAGAAAUUGAGGUAGAAAGGAUGAAUCGAACUAUAGACUGUCCAAUGGCUAAUUGUAGCACCGUGGUGUUCGUGGAAAACCCUACUGUAACAUUCUAUAACAUAACUACAGAAGUUGUGUGGCUUGCUGGUACAAAACCGUUACAUCAAAAAAUUCCUCUUGAGCACGAAUACAAAAAAACUACCAUUACUUAUAGUGGAAAUUUAUCUAGCACAGAACCACCAAUGGAAACAGAACCAACACCAAAAACCCCAGCUACACGGUCCACUACUCUACAUAGCUAUAGAAGUACCAUUAGUACAGCAAAAACUUCUUCCAAACGUAUGAAAGCAUUUAAUACCCAAAAGCGUUUUAUAAGAAAAUUAAGAAAACAGACAUAA